UACACUUACAACUUCUCGCGAGAUCCCGUUCUGUGCACACUGCUGCGGGCGCUGAACUGCAGGCAGCGGCCCCCUGCAGGGGAAGCAGAAGUUCUAGGCCAGCUCGGCCUCCGGGCAGUGCAGACAUGCCGGUUUGUUCGAUUAACGGCUGCACGUUUGUCCCAGGACGGCAUUGUAACGGCUAUGAAAUCAAACUCCACUGCUUCCCAAACUCAUUGCAGAGAAUAAAAGAAUGGCUUCUACAGCUGGGGCAACACUUCCACGACAUUGACGCCAUCGCCAACCAGAUCCUGGAUAACAAGAGGAAGAAAUACAACAAGUAUCGCCUGUGCUCCCUGCACUUCUCCGACGACAGCUUUAUCAUAAAUGCUGAUGGCCGAACUCUACGUCCAAACGCUUUGCCCACCAUUUUUCACGGCCUAGCGCCUUCUUCAGAAAAGAUGAAUGAAGAUUUAUCCCUAAGAAAAGCUUUCAAAAGGAAGAGAGAAAACAAGACCCCCGAAGAGAACAGUCCGCUGUGCGGGGUGCCAUCACAGAAUCCGUCUUCCGACAUAACUCCUCAGUCAGUAGAAUCCAUCAAAGUAGAAGUUCUGGACAAUUUUCCAUUAUCCGCUGAAAGUACCAUAGGAAACUGCGGUAUCGCCAACCAAAUCGGAAAGACCGAAUCAUAUCGGGAUGCUCAAACUCAGACGGAGUUCACCUUUAAAAAUUCCAUCAUUUACUUACUGGACAAUGAUUUUUUGACAGGCAACACUGUUUUUGACCCCUGUGGUCCACCAUACCUCAGCCUCCAGAACCCAGUUGUGGCCCUGAACUGUUUUCUUCCUGCCCCUGGCAACCUAUCUUGAGAGACUCUCGCUACCACUCAAGAACAUUGCUGUGGUCUCUUAUGGCUUCCUUGCGGUUCUAUAGGCCUCAUGCACACGACCAGCCUCAUGCACACGACCGUUGUUGUGUUCCGUUCCGCAAAAUGGGGUUCCGUGGUCCGUUUCCGUGUGUCUUCCUUUAUUUUUGGAGGAUCACCAGACAUGAAGGAAAGUAAAAAAUAGUCUAAGUCAAGUUUUCCAUGCAAAUAGGGAAAAAACGGACGCGGAUGACAAUCUUGUGUACCUCCGUGUUUUUUCACGGUCCCAUUGACUUGAAUGCGUCCGCGAACUGUUUUCCGUUAAAAAAAUAGGACAGGUUAUAUUUUUUUGGAUGGACUGGAACCACGGGUCACGGACGUGGAUGACAAACGGUGCAUUAGCCAAUGGGUCCGCAGAAAAUCACGAAAAACGGAACAACGGACACGGAAUGAAACAAUGGUCGUGUGCAUGAGGCCUUAAGCUGAGGUUUUGUAGACAUUCUAUACGUCAGUUACACCAAAUAAUAGAUGUACAUUUAAUUUUUUUAACCCUUGCUUGUGAAGUGUCAAGGCUAAGGGCUCAUGCACACGUCCAUUGGCCGACCGUGCCUGUAUUGCGGUCCGCGAUACACGGGCACCGGCCAUGUGCACCCUGCAUCAUGGAUGUGGACCCAUUCACGCGAAUGGGUCCGCAAUCCAGAAAGUCAGUGCAGAACGGAGGAGAGGAACCCCAGAGAAGCACUCCGUAGUUUCUGUCCGUCCCUCUGUAACGCUAAAAAGUAGUGCAUGCACUACUCUUUUGCGGUGCAGACGGACCCCGGACCCAUUCAAGUUGAAUGGGUCUGGAUCCAUCUGCAGAAUCUGCACGGAUGUUGCCUGUGCAUUCGGGAUCGCAAAUUGCAGUCCCCAAUGCACGGGACAGUCGAUCAACUGCCGUGUGCAUGAGCCCUAAUUCACAUUGGCACUAAUCCUUUACCGUAUCUUCUGCUCCGUUAUAGGAGCAGAACAAUGAAAGUAUCAGAAGCACUGGUGCCAUCACAACAGACAUAAACUGCACUAGGUGGACCCCAUUGACUGUGAUGGGUUUCCGGCCUGCAACACUUUAUUCAGAAAAUGUUUUGUUUUUGUUUUAAGAUUUUCUUUUUAUUCCUUUCACACCAUGUUUUUCGGGAGGAAAUGGGUUUUUAAGCUUUUCUUUUUUCAGGUUUUACCUCUUACAGUGUGUGUGUUUUUGUUUUUUUCCCCCUCUGUUUGAGUGUAACUUUUUAAAACGCAGUAUGCUCUGAGUAGGUUUUGGUUUCUUUUUUGAGGUAUUUUUCCCAUUGGCUUCUCUAUAGGGUAAAAACAGGCAGAAAGAAACACAACAAAAAUUUCUGUAUAAAAAGAAAAUGUUACUAAAUAUAUUCUGGGGCUUUUUUUUUUUUUCAUCCAAAAAACCCUACUAAGGCUUCUUUCACGUGAGUGAUAGGGAUUGUGUCAGGGUCUGUUCAGGGAAAAACGGAGGGUUUUGCACACAUGUCCACUGACUUGCAUUACAUUCAAUGUGUGCGUUUUUCCCAUCUGGAUUGUAUCCGGAUUGCACACUCCUGAAUAAUAGCACUCAACAUCUAGCAACCAUCAGUGAAAA
This is a messenger RNA of Bufo gargarizans (Asiatic toad), 2471 nucleotides long. RefSeq lists its product as uncharacterized. The transcript has 2 exons. The coding region runs from base 126 to 848 and encodes 240 amino acids. Lineage: Eukaryota; Metazoa; Chordata; Amphibia; Anura; Bufonidae. Gene Ontology annotation, molecular function: sequence-specific DNA binding. The record is from RefSeq and is a predicted model, not a curated record.